GGGGCGGCGUGAGGAGCUGGGGUGAGGCGCGGGUUUCCUCCCCUCGGCCCGGAGCGUAUUUUUUUUUUAAUUUAAUUUUUUUUUUUUCCUCGCCCUUCGCCCACCGGUUUUUCCCCAUGGAGUUCAAGCUGGAGGCUCAUCGCAUCGUCAGCAUCUCACUAGGCAAGAUCUACAGCGCGCGGGGCCAGCGCGGCGGCCUGAAGCUGCACAAGAACCUCCUGGUGUCGCUGGUGCUGCGCAGCGCCCGGCAGGUCUACCUGAGCGAGCCGGGCUGCCCUCCCGAGCCGCCCCCUGCGGCCGUCGGCCACCCCGAGGAGGAGCCGCCGCCCCGCACCGCCGCCUGGGCGGCCGAGGAACCGCCGCCGCCCCCGCAGGACGAGGCGGGGAGGGACUGCCAGGGCCCCCGGCCGCGGCGCUGUUGCUGCGGCGAGAACCGCGGGGGUUGCGCCGGGGCCCCCCCGCCGCCGCACUGUCCCCGCAAACGGAGCGCCGGAGAGCGCGGCCAGGCGGGCUCCCCGGUGAAGAAGCCCCGCCGCGAGGAAGAGGAGCCGCCGCCGCUCCCGCCACCACCGCCACCUUCGCCGCCGGGCGAGCAGGAGGACAUGGAGACGGGCAACGUGGCCAGCCUCAUCAGCAUUUUCGGCUCCAGCUUCUCGGGACUGCUCAGCAAGGAGCCCAAGGGCCGGCGGCGGCCGCCUCUGGACGGCGGCGAGGCGGCGGCGGGCACGGCGCCCGCCGAGGCGGCGGAGCCGGGACAGAUCUGCUGCGACGAGCCCGUGCUGCGGACCCUCAACCCCUGGAGCACGGCCAUCGUGGCCUUCUGAUAUUCCAGCCGCAGAGACUGGCUCCCCGCCGCGGGCUGGGGGGCCCGGAGGUGACACUCAGCGAGCGCCGCGGGGCUCCGGCGCCGGCCAGACCCGGCGCCCUGCGCCGCAGCACGGCAGGGACCGCGGGGCAGCAGCGGCAGCGCUUGCUCGUUCCCCGCCGGGUCCCGGCUGCCGGCACCCGCCCUAGGAGCGCCCCCGGCCCUGCCCUCCCGGAAUUCCCCUUCCCGGCAGAGCCGCCGCCCUCCACGGCGCCCGGGGGAGGCUCCUCGGCUGCCGCCGACCCCGGGGGCGCCCCCGGCGGGUGAUAUUUUAAGCUUGGAAAGUAUUAAGUUUAUUAAAUAAAGUCUAUUUUGGAAAAGUUUAGGUCAGAACUAUUACAUGGUGCUUUUUAAAAGUGUUUAUUGAGAGGAACGAAGUUUACAGACGCUCUGACGGAAAGUCCUUGAGCCUGUUUGUUAGGCUUGGUAACUCCCGGUCUUUGUUGUAUAAAGGCUUGGGGCUCCCGUAGGGAAUUUUGUACAGUGUUCUCCUUCAGUGAUGUAUCAUGUUUUGUAUAAAAUGUAAUUUCUACGUGUACAACACGUAUUAAAUAUUUUCAACUGUA
Molecule: messenger RNA, 1431 nt
Organism: Pseudopodoces humilis (Tibetan ground-tit)
Lineage: Eukaryota; Metazoa; Chordata; Aves; Passeriformes; Paridae
Gene: IER5
Product: immediate early response 5
Source: RefSeq, a predicted model, not a curated record